Messenger RNA from Exserohilum turcica Et28A, 2499 nucleotides. RefSeq lists its product as uncharacterized. Gene Ontology annotation, molecular function: RNA binding; protein binding. The annotation marks the transcript as partial. NCBI's taxonomy places the organism in Eukaryota, Fungi, Ascomycota, Dothideomycetes, Pleosporales, Pleosporaceae. Gene Ontology annotation, biological process: nuclear-transcribed mRNA catabolic process, nonsense-mediated decay. Gene Ontology annotation, cellular component: exon-exon junction complex; cytoplasm. The record is from RefSeq and is a predicted model, not a curated record. The transcript has a single exon.
GACGGCUCUAUUGGUCUGAUCAAGGCGGGCGAGUACUUGCGCGGCCAAAGCGACGGUGCAGGCAUUUGGGAAGAUGAGGAAGAGCGCCGGUUUUACGAGAACCUCAUCGACCUGAAAGACCGCGUUCCGGGAAUCCUGCUCGAGGAAGUCAAGAAAAAGAAGGUCGACGGCGAUGAGCAGGUUGGCAAGAAGAUUGAAGCCAAGGCCGACAGUCCUGACAAAGAAGCUGCGGAUACUGCUGCAGAAAGCAAAGCAGCCGACGGGGAUGAUCAGUCUACCGCCAUCGCCAACAAGUCUGUCGGAGCACAGGUCGAUGCUCUUUUAGCACGCCUCCCCGAACUUGCGAGCAAGGAUGCAGUUGACCAAACCGCAAUGGACUUUUGUUUCUUGAACUCAAAGGCUUCGCGCAACCGCCUCAUAAAGGCGGUUCAGGAAAUCCCCAAAGGACGGUCCGACUUGCUGCCUCUGUAUUCCAGGCUCAUUGCAACACUCGGAAAGUACAUGCCUGAUGUCCCACAAGGCCUGGUGUCCUACCUAGACGAGGAGUUUAGAAGCCUGCAACGGCGUAAAUCCAAAGACUUCCUAGGCCAAGUGCGGACACAGAAUGUUCGCUAUCUCGCAGAGUUGACCAAGUUUGGCGUUGUUCCUGAGCACGUCAUCUUCCAUUGUCUCAAGGUCAGCUUGGAUGACUUUUCACGCAUGAACAUUGAGAUUAUUUGCAACUUGCUGGAGAAUUGCGGGCGCUAUCUCCUCCGCAACCCAGAAACUUCUCCUCGGAUGGCCUCCUUUUUAGAGACGCUCCAACGCAAGAAGGCUGCUCAGGUUAUCGGUCAGCAGGAGCGGAUGCUGAUUGAAAACGCCGUAUACUACGUAAACCCUCCCCAGCGCGCCGCAAUCGAACAAAAAGAGCGCACUCCGGUUGAACUCUUCCUACGUAAGAUCAUGUACCAGGAUCUAACCCGCCGCUCAUUGGACAAGACUAUCAAACAAGUCCGCAAGAUGCACUGGGAAGAGGAAGACGUGGUCAGUAUCCUCCACAAAGUGUUUGCGAAGCCUGGAAAGAUCAAGUAUAGCAACAUUCAUCUUCUGGCCGUCAUGCUGGGCACCAUCCAUCGUUUUCACCAAGACUUUGCCAUCUCCGUCGUCGAUGAUCUUCUCGAGUCGAUUACCUUUGGCCUAGAAUUGAACGACUUCAAGUUCAAUCAGCGAAGAAUCUCCGAGGUCAAGUACCUCGGUGAACUAUACAUCUAUCGGCUAGUCGAUUCGCCUCUGAUUUUCGACACGCUGUACAAGCUCUUGAACUACGGCUGGGAAGGCGGGUAUAUCCGGCCUGGAGUGUACAAUCCCUUGGAUCUUCCAGACGACUACUUUCGCAUUCGCCUGGUCUGUAAUCUCUUGGAAACAUGCGGCAUGUACUACGACAAGGGUGCUGCCAAGAAGAAGCUCGACUUCUUCCUCACCUUUUUGCAGUACUACGUCUGCAUGAAGGAGGCACUGCCCAUGGAUGUCGAGUUCAUUGUGCAGGAUGCAUACAACCUUGUUCGACCCCAGUGGAAGAUGAUCACCGACCCGGAAGAAGCUUCACAUGCUUUUGCUGAAGCUGUCAAGCAAAACUACCAGACAACAGCAACCGACAAGCCAGUGGAGCCUGACGAGGACGACGUCUCUGCUUCUGACGAUGAUAUAGACGGUCCUGAAGAUGAAGAUGUGGAUAUGCCAGAAGGUGAAGGCGAUAAAUCAUCCGACGAAGAGGAAGACGAGUCAGAGGAUGAAGAGCCUGUCAAGCAAGCUUCGUCGGACGAAGAGGAAGAACAUAUUGUGGUAACUCGCCAGGAGGAUGAACGCGAUCCUGAGGCGGAUGCUGAGUUCGACCGCGAGCUUGCCAAGCUCAUGUCGGAGAGCGCAGAAUCACGCAAGCAUGACCGAAAACCUGUAUUUGACGUGCCACUACCCAUGCGCCGUGCUCGAGAGGCUCCAGUCAAUGCCGAAGACAGUGGUAACGAGGCGCCUGCUUCAGUUGCUCCGCCUUCGUCUCAGACGAUGAAAUUCUCGUUGCUUAGCAAGCGUGGCAACCGAACGCAGACGCGAUCUAUUGACUUACCUUCAGACUCGACAUUUGCUGUUGCUAUGCGUAACAAGCAACAGGCCGACACAGAGGAACGGCAGCGCAUCAAGAGCCUCGUCCUGAACUACAACGAAGCUCGCGAGGAUGCCGAUGAUUCGACUGGUGAUACACCAUUUCUUUACACCCUUCAACCCAACACCAAUAGAAAGUAUACUGAAACUUAUAAAGGUCUGGACAAGACUCCAAAUCCAUAUGCGCAGCCGCGCCUCGACAAAGCUGGCACCAAUCGCAGCAACCAACGUGCACGAAAGCUGCAGCUCUCAGACGUCAACUGGUAUGACACCCACUCUUCCCCUCGAGAGAGUCGCUUUGGGUCUCGCACAACGUCUAGUCUUGCGUAUACUCCGCUGUCGGCGAUGGUAUCGAAGCGUUAA